AUGACCAUAAUUUCCACAGGCUUCUCCUCGAAGACACAAAUACUUUUAUCGCGCCAAAACUAUGAAAUAUCCAAACAGGAGGUUGAUACCACCCUCUUCAACUUCAUUAAACAACUAAAUGCGCAGUGCGGAGAUCACACAUACUUUGAAUUUAAUAAUCAUCGCUACAUCUACCAGCCCGUAGAAUCGCUAUACGUGUUCGUAAUCACCACCAAAAAUUCAAAUGUUAUCGAAGAUUUAGAAGUUGUUAAAAUGCUCUCACAAAUUGCCCAAACCGUCACAAAACAAUGCGUUAGUGAAAAAACUAUAAUGGAUAACAUUUUCGACCUUAUAUUCUACAUGGACGAGAUCGUUAUCGAUGGUAACCGGGAAGCCCUCACCAUGGACCAAUUGGAAACAUACAUUGCCAUGGAGUCCCACGAAGAAAAGCUUCAGCUCAUGCUGAUUAAGAACAAAGAAAAGGAGGAAAAGGAAAGAAGGAGGCAGAUCGCCAUGAAGCUGGACAAGGAGAAACAGAGGAAAAAAUUAGAUACAUACUUUGCCUCUCCUCCCGCGCCCUCCAGUCCACCCCAGCCCCAAAGUGCAUCGGAAGGGUACCUGGAACAGGCAGAAACCUUAUUCGCGGCCCGUCCUGAAAAUACCCACGCCUGUGGGAUGCAACUUACCAGGGCCAAGCAGGCCAAGAAAUUGACGGACCUGGCGCUGGAGUCUGGCUUCAGCCUACAGCCCAUAACAGCACACCAGCAUGCAGACGGACCGGGGAAAAACGCACCAGGGGCCACAAAAAUAGCCUCCGAUGUACCGUUGCUGGUACGAGUAGAGGAAAAAUGCAAUGGUUUGAUGGAUAUAGAGCGGGAUGUGACCAAGCUCACAUACCAGGGCAGCUUGAUUUUGACCGUUUACGACACAGAGAUAGCAUCUAUGGCAUCGCUGCAAUUUGAAAUUGGCGAUAAUUGCAAGUUCAAACCCAAAUACCAUCCCAAUCUUGACAAGUCAAAAAUUGUAGAUGGAGUGCUGGAAAUUAAGGACGGCCCCCCCUUCAGGCUGAACUGCCCUGUCUCGCUGGUCAAGUGGAGGCAUGACACGACUGAACCCGUUAUGCCCUUCUCUGUCUCCUGCUGGUCCUCUUGUGAUUCGAUAGAGACGUCCCUGUCGGUAGAGGUAUCCAACCAGGAUCAGACGGAGCUUUGCAACGUUUCGUUGGAGUUCAACUGUCCGCGUACAGUUAAGACGAAGAUAAACAAUUCACAGGACGUAAAGGUUUACCAUGAAAAUGAUGUGAUGUAUUGGGACCUGGGAACUGUAGCCAAGGACGAGAGCAAAACCAUAGGAUUCUCAGUGCAAAUGGACCUGGAUUCCCUUGUGCCAUUUAGUUUCAGUGCAGAGGCAUAUGUAAACUACUUUAACAUAAAAGUUACAAACUGUUUUGACAAAAACGGGGGCGGUGACAUCAAUCACAAAGUAGUGCACAAAACCUGCUACAGCCUCAAGGUGGACCGCUCCGCGUAA
This is a messenger RNA of Babesia microti strain RI, 1509 nucleotides long. Its product is annotated as Coatomer subunit delta. Lineage: Eukaryota; Apicomplexa; Aconoidasida; Piroplasmida; Babesiidae. The coding region runs from base 1 to 1509 and encodes 502 amino acids. The transcript is spliced from 4 exons. Gene Ontology annotation, cellular component: COPI vesicle coat; cytosol. Gene Ontology annotation, biological process: endoplasmic reticulum to Golgi vesicle-mediated transport; retrograde vesicle-mediated transport, Golgi to endoplasmic reticulum; Golgi localization. The record is from RefSeq and is a predicted model, not a curated record.